Molecule: messenger RNA, 1440 nt
Organism: Volvox carteri f. nagariensis
Lineage: Eukaryota; Viridiplantae; Chlorophyta; Chlorophyceae; Chlamydomonadales; Volvocaceae
Gene: tubG
Product: gamma tubulin
Exons: 10
Coding region: 1-1440 (479 amino acids)
Biological process (GO): cytoplasmic microtubule organization; mitotic sister chromatid segregation; mitotic spindle organization
Cellular component (GO): spindle; cytoplasm; centrosome
Molecular function (GO): GTP binding; structural constituent of cytoskeleton
Source: RefSeq, a predicted model, not a curated record
AUGCCCAGGGAGAUAAUCAACUUGCAAGUAGGGCAGUGCGGCAACCAAGUUGGCAGUGAGUUCUGGCGAAAGCUGUGUCAAGAGCAUGGCAUAGCGAAGGAUGGACGGCUUGAGGACUUCGCAACGCUGGGAGGCGACCGGAAAGAUGUGUUCUUCUACCAGGCGGAUGAUGAGCAAUACAUUCCCCGUGCCAUCCUCCUUGACUUGGAGCCACGGGUUAUCAACGGUAUCCAAACGUCGGAUCUACGAAACCUAUUCAACCCUGAAAACAUCUUCAUAUCGAAGGAGGGCGGUGGCGCAGGGAACAACUGGGCGAGCGGCUACACACAGGGCGAAGCAGUACAGGAAACGCUCCUAGACAUGAUUGAUCGCGAGGCUGAGUACUGCGACAGCCUCGAAGGCUUCAACAUGUGCCACUCCAUCGCCGGUGGUACGGGCUCGGGCAUGGGGUCGUACAUGCUAGAGCUGCUCAGCGACCGAUACAGCAAGAAGCUCAUCCAGACAUACAGUGUCUUCCCAAAUCAGUCCGAGUCCAGUGACGUUGUCGUACAGCCGUACAACUCACUGCUUACGCUUAAACGACUCACGUUGCACGCCGACGCGGUUGUGGUGUUAGACAACACAGCGCUCGAUAAGAUCGCUGUGGAACGACUACACCUGCAUAAGCCGGACGUACAACAGAUCAACAGCCUCAUCGCCACGGUCAUGGCUGCAUCAACAACCACACUUCGGUACCCAGGUUACAUGAACAACGACCUAGUGGGUCUGGUGGCGUCGCUCAUCCCGACCCCGCGCUGCCACUUCCUCAUGACGGGCUACACGCCACUUACAGCGGAGAACGCAGCUGGGCAGGUCACAUCCAAUAUCCGCAAGACAACCGUGUUGGAUGUGAUGCGGCGGUUACUGCAGCCCAAGAACAUCAUGGUGUCGACGCAUACGAAGUCGCGGGACAUGAGCUCGGCCAAGUACAUCUCCAUUCUCAACAUCAUACAGGGCGAGGUGGACCCCAGCCAGGUGCACAAGAGCCUGCAGCGCAUUCGCGAACGGCGCCAGGCCAACUUCAUCGAGUGGGGUCCAGCGAGCAUCCAGGUUGCGCUGUCCAAGAAGAGUCCUUACGUGCAGACCGCCCACCGUGUGAGCGGGCUGAUGCUGGCAAACCACACGUCCAUCCGGCACCUCUUCGCCAAAGUGCUCCGGGACUAUGAAAAGCUAAUGGGUCCGAAGCAGCGACAAGCAUUCUUGCAAGCGUACAAGGAGGUACCCCGUUUCGCCGACGGUGGGGGCACGGUGCUUUUGGAGGAGUUCCACGAUGCGAAGGAGGUAGUCACGGAGUUGGCUUCCGAGUACGCUGCGUGCGAGUCCGCGGACUACGUGAGUAGUCAGGGCCGGGGCGCCGGAAAUGGAAGCUCUCGCAUGUGUCCCGUUUAUUUGUGCGCCUGA